This is a messenger RNA of Hirsutella rhossiliensis, 915 nucleotides long. RefSeq names its product nmrA-like family domain-containing protein. The record is from RefSeq and is a predicted model, not a curated record. The transcript is spliced from 2 exons. Lineage: Eukaryota; Fungi; Ascomycota; Sordariomycetes; Hypocreales; Ophiocordycipitaceae. The coding region runs from base 1 to 915 and encodes 304 amino acids.
AUGUCAUCCCCUCCUACCGUGGCCAUUGCCGGGGCUUCGGGCAACCUCGGCGCAAGCAUGGCCCAGGUCUUUCUCGAGCCUGCCUUUCGUGCGCGGUUCACCGACGUCAUCGUCCUGGCGCGGGGCAACUCGGCCAAGAUUCAACAGCUGGUCAGCAAGGGAGCCAGGUUACGACAAUACUCGGAAGACAAGCUCGAGGAGGCUCUUGAGGGCGUCGACGUCCUUGUAAACACCGUUGGGCCGUCGGGACACAAGUUCAAGGAGAGCCUGCUCCGCUGCCUCCCUCGGACUGCAGUGCGGCUCUACUUUCCGUCCGAGUUCGGAGUCAACCACUACCUCCACGACUUUGACCACGAAGAGUGGAAUGCCAAAAAACACCACUUCCGCCUCACCAGCCAACUCAUCCCCAACAUCCGCGUGUGCCGCGUGUAUCCCGGCCUCUUUCUCGAGGAAUCCAUCGGCCCAUGGUUUGGGUUCUUCACCAAGCAGGGCAAGUAUGAGGCCAUAGGCAGCCCGGCACAGCCCGUUACCUACACGAGUAUGGACGACACGGGCAAAGCCCUGGCGGUGCUAGCAUCAUCACCUCCGGCCGCUGUGCCGGCAGAGGUCUACCUGAGCGGCGACAGCAAGUCCUUUGCCGAGAUUGCCAAGAUUAUGGGAGAAGCCGGUGCUGGUCACAUUGACGUGUCGCGCAUCCCACUGAACGAGUACAAGGCACAGGUCUUGUCGAAACCGUCGCCGACGCCGGAGAGAUAUCUCAGGUUCCUCAUGGCCGAGGGGAAGAUUGAUCACCGCAGCGAGGGCCUGGGCAAUCACAACCAUCUCGUGCAAGGAGCAGGGGAAGUCGAAGCCUUUAAAUCGAUGACGGAUUUGGCAAAGGAGACCCAGGGGCGACCAUGGGUCGACUCCGACUGA